Messenger RNA from Ctenopharyngodon idella (grass carp), 3015 nucleotides. It is a transcript of the gene slc26a1, whose product is annotated as solute carrier family 26 member 1. Lineage: Eukaryota; Metazoa; Chordata; Actinopteri; Cypriniformes; Xenocyprididae. The transcript is spliced from 4 exons. Gene Ontology annotation, cellular component: membrane. The coding region runs from base 356 to 2476 and encodes 706 amino acids. The record is from RefSeq and is a predicted model, not a curated record. Gene Ontology annotation, biological process: transmembrane transport. Gene Ontology annotation, molecular function: oxalate transmembrane transporter activity; secondary active sulfate transmembrane transporter activity; chloride transmembrane transporter activity.
UGGUUGCUGAGGGUUAAGCGAAACAACAUCUUUACCCACAAGCCUUUGCUCUAUUCAGUCAAGCUACUGUGCACCGGGAAAUUCAGCAGUGAAGGCAUGGCAAAUGUAUUCUCCAUUCUACUCAUCCACUCCUAUGAUAAGGCCUAUGAAAACCACUGACGUUGGAAAGAGGGACUGCCUCAAGGUUUUUGCAUACUGAAGCAUGGACUUGCACUCUUGCUUUUCAUUUAGCCGGUGGGAGGUGGGGUAAAGAGGUUAGUGCAUAAAUCAAUUAAGUUUUGUUCAUUUUAUAGCUUGAUUUCUAUUCUUUAAGAGACCACUUAUUCAGGAGCUGUGUUAAAAGCCUCAUCAGUGCAUGGGUCCCUCAUCACUGGAAGCCAUGGAGGACCUAAACUCUGUGACUGUGAGCCCACUAAAGCGCAGAGUACGACAGAGGAGAAGGAUUCAUGAGAUUAUCAAGACCAAGUUGCAGCGAAACCUCUCCUGCUCAGGACCUAAAGUGAAGAGGACUCUAACAGGCUUCUUCCCCGUAGUUAAAUGGCUUCCAAAGUACAAGGUAAAGGAAUAUAUAUGGGGAGAUCUGAUGUCAGGGCUCAUAAUUGGCAUAAUACUGAUCCCUCAAGCCAUUGCGUACUGCCUGUUGGCCGGCUUGGAUCCUAUAUAUGGCUUGUACACAUCGUUUUUUGCAAACAUCAUAUACUUUUUCAUGGGGACGUCAAGACAUGUUUCUGUGGGCAUCUUCAGCCUCAUGAGUCUGAUGGUUGGACAAGUUGUGGACCGAGAGGUCUACCUUGCAGGCUUUGAUUUGAAUGAAGACAGUACGAAAAACGCAUUUGGGUUAAAUGGCACUGAGGAAAUCAACACCACUGUCGCCAACUUGAAGAUCAUGGCACUGAAUAUGGAAUGUGGAAAAGAAUGCUACGCCAUUAGCAUUGCCACAGCUUUAACGUUUCUCGCUGGAGUCUACCAGGUGAUCAUGGCUGUUCUCAGGCUAGGGUUUGUCUCCAUUUAUCUCUCUGCUCCUAUGCUCGAUGGUUUUGCCACUGGGGCAUCUUGCACUAUCCUCACCGUCCAGGCAAAGUACCUCCUUGGUCUUAAGAUCCCUCGACACCAAGGCUACGGCACAGUGGUGGUCACUUGGAUCAACAUCUUCAAGAACAUCCACAAAACCAACUUCUGUGACUUAAUAACAAGUGCCAUUUGCAUCAUAGUGCUGGUUGCAGGAAAAGAGAUCCAGGAUCGCUACAAAGACCGGUUAAAGAUACCACUGCCCACAGAGCUGGUGGUAGUGGCAGUUGCUACGAUAGUUUCCCAUUUUGCUGAUCUAAACGGACAGUUUAGCUCCAGUAUCUCAGGUGCCAUUCCAACUGGUUUCAUUCCCCCAAAGGUACCCAGCGUUGAACUGAUGCCCCGGGUAGCAUAUGAUGCCAUUCCAUUAGCUGUCAUCAGUUUUGCAUUUACCGUUUCUCUAUCUGAGAUGUUUGCUAAAAAGAACGGCUACACGGUUAGGCCCAACCAAGAAAUGAUAGCAAUUGGGUUCUGCAAUAUAAUUCCUUCAUUUUUCCAUUCUUUCACUACAAGUGCUGCCCUUGCGAAAACUAUGGUGAAGGACUCAACAGGUUGCCAGACUCAGGUCUCCAGCGUAGUGAGUGCCUUAGUGGUUCUUCUAGUCCUCCUUUUCUUUGCACCAUUUUUCUAUGCCCUGCAGAAAUGUGUCCUUGCCUGCAUUAUCAUCAUCAGUCUGCGGGGCGCCCUGCGCAAAUUUCGAGAUGUCCCUAAGCAAUGGCGUGAGAGUAAGAUUGAGGCAAUUGUCUGGUUGGUGACCAUGAGCUCAACUGCUUUAAUUAGCGUGGAGCUUGGAUUGCUAAUCGGGGUGAUCUUCUCUAUGAUCUGUGUGGUGGUCCAGACUCAGAAUCCUAAGGCUUCAUUGCUGGGACAAAUUGAACAAACCACUGACUAUGAGGACAUGGAAGAAUAUGAUAAUCUUUCACCUGUUCCAAAAGUGAAGAUCUUUCGUUUUCAGGCACCUCUUUUCUACGCCAACAAAGACUUCUUUUUAAAAUCUUUAUAUAAAGCAACUGAUCUUGAGCCAUUCCUUGAAAUUACCCGCAGACGAAAAUUGGAGAAAAAAACAGCGAAGAAGACUGAUAGCGUAGAUCAAACAAAUGGAGAUGUAAGUGUAAGCUUGAUUUCAAAAGACUUUGAUUUUCAUACUAUCAUCUUGGAUUGCUCCUGCAUCUCCAUAAUAGACACAACUGGAGUGAGUACCUUCAAAAUGGUUUUAAAAGACUAUAAAGAAGUCGGCAUCAAUGUGAUUCUAGCUUGCUGCAACACAACAGUAAUAGAUUCUUUAAGGAGAGGCUCUUUCUUUGGGGCUGGUGACAAAGACAUGCAAAUACUGUCGUUUCAUACCAUCCAUAGUGCUGUUCGUUUUGCUACUGGUACGACACAACCGGUUAAUGACUCGUCUGUGUAAUUUGUCCACAAAUGGGCCUCAAGAGCUGAAAAACAUGUUUCUAUUAAAACACAAGAAACAUGACAUUUAACUCCUGGAAAAUUCUCUCAUGUUGAACAUGUUUAUGAAAUCAUCAUUUGAUGGCACAAAAAUUCCACUGAAUAUGAAUAUUCUGAAUACUUUGGUACUGUACAAACUCAGGGGUUAUGAUUAUACAUACUGUAAGACAAAAUUGCAAAUGUCUCAUAUUAAUUUACCAGAAAUUACAAGAAAAUCAAACAAUUAGCAAAGUAACUGUUUUUGUGACAUAUUUCUAAAGACAAACUAAUCCCUCAGAAAUGAAUGUAAUAUUUAAUGCCAUUUUUAAUUUUAAAUAUGUAAUAUUCUGUGUGAUUGGUGCAAAACUUGCCAUUAACUGCCAGAAAAAAAGAAAAAAAAAAGAGGACCAUGAGAAGGCAAUACAGAUUUGUAAGUGGCCUGUUAUAGGCCUACUACUGUCUUUUAAAUGUGAACAUGUUUUUAUGGUGUUCUUGGGAAAUAAAUGUGAAUGACGAAUUUCA